AUGGACCGACAAUUCCGCAACCGCUUCCGAGUCCGCCGAGCAGCAGUCGAGACAUGGCUCAGAUUCCUCGCCGACAACCACCCUGGCUAUCGGAGUUUCACCUGGAACUACGACAACCUCUCCCAGUUGCCAGAGGACGGCAACGUCUUUGAUCAGCUGAAUAUCCACGAGGUCGAGGAGUGUGAAGGGUUGCCUGCAGAUUCUGGCCCUGUUGAAGCGCCGGAAGAGGACGGAGAGGCUGUUGACGAAGCUGCGGUGCCCAAUGUGCUAGUCCACGACUCAGAAUUGAACCAGCUGCAAGAGCGAGUCGACCGUGGGGCUGCCGAAGUCAAUGCCGCCAAUGACCAAGUUCCCCUACAUCCCGUUGAGCCUCAGGCUGCUCAUCAGCUGAAGAUGCCUUCCAUCCGACGUACUCCUCUCGACGAGUUCAACCAAACGCAUGCUCUGGUUCUCUCGAAGUACCAAGCACUCGAGGCCUUACGUUCAGGCCAAAUCAAAAUCAUUCGCAAGGCUGCGGAUGCGUUUGGUGUACCGAAGUCCACUCUCCACAGACGCGUCAAGGGGGGCGGUACGCGUCAAAAAGCUCAAGUCAAGAACCGAAAGCUACGCCCAACUGAAGAAGCAGCCUUGAUUCAAUGGAUCGAGUCAUUGGACGACCGUGGGAUGUCGCCGACGAUCGGUUAUAUCCGACAGAUGGCUGACCUUCUUCUCCGCGAGCGUGGAAGCUUCACUCUACUCGAUGCGUCUCUUACAUCCACCCCGGUCCCGGCAAUGACUGUCGGUGAGAACUGGGUCCAGCGGCUUCUUCAUCGGCAUCCCCAUCUGGAGACGAAGUAUUCUAGAAAGUACGACUAUCAACGGGCCUUAUGCGAGGAUCCAGAGAAGAUUUCAGCGUGGUUUGCACGAGUGCAAAGGACCAUCAACGAAUACGGUGUUCUUGACAGCGACAUCUACAACUUUGACGAGACUGGUUUCCAGAUGGGUGUUGCAAGCACGUCUAAAGUGGUCACUCGAUCUGACCGACGGAAUCGACCUGUUGUUAUCCAGCCGGGAAAUCGAGAGUGGACAACUGUCAUCGAGUGCAUUAACGCAUCCGGCUGGAGUGUUGACCCGAUGAUUAUCUUUGAAGGAAAAGUCCACAUUUCGUCGUGGUACGACGGCUCAGUGCUGCCAAAGACAUGGCGGAUUGGAGUCAGCGAUAACGGCUGGACAACCGAUGAGCUUACCUUCGAGUGGCUUCGAGAAGUCUUCGAGCCACAACUCGAAAACGGACUGUUGGUCGAUAUCGGCUUCUCAUUCUCGAUGGUCAUGGAAGCCAUUCGACGCCUGCAUUCGACAAAUUCUGUACUGAGCAUCGGAUCCUUACAGAGUGUAUGCCUCCGCACUCGUCGCACUACCUCCAGCCCCUUGACGUUAGCUGUUUCGCUGUGCUUAAGCGGACGUACGGCGACCUUGUCAAAGCGAAGAUAG
Molecule: messenger RNA, 1470 nt
Organism: Chaetomium globosum CBS 148.51
Lineage: Eukaryota; Fungi; Ascomycota; Sordariomycetes; Sordariales; Chaetomiaceae
Exons: 2
Coding region: 1-1470 (489 amino acids)
Cellular component (GO): nucleus
Molecular function (GO): DNA binding
Source: RefSeq, a predicted model, not a curated record